AUGCACGAGCCCGUUGAGAGCUUCCUCGUUAAGAUCGCCAGGAGCUGCUCGCAGGAGACGUUCGUGCUGCGAGAGUUCGGCAUCCUCCCCGGCUCGCUCGCGAUCCUCUUGAACGGGCUCAACAAUCGGCUCUGCCAGCUCGACAAGCUUGACUUGAGCUGCAACAAGAUCGGAGACGAGGGGGGGACCUUGAUCGGCGAGUUUCUUGCGAGCAACAGAACCCUCAAGACUCUCGUCCUGCAGGGCUCCAGCAUAGGCCCACCAGGACAGCGCGCCAUCUUCGACGCUCUAAAGGGCAAGAACACCUCCCUCUCUUCCCUCGACCUAGGCUGUUGCGGAGCUGGCAAGAACGUGUGCGGGGACGAAGGAUGCCUGGCGCUCGCGGAGGCGCUCAGGAGAAACACGUCCCUUGCUCGCCUCAGCCUCUCUGCCAACCGGCUGUCACCCGGCAUGAUGAGCAGCCUCAGCAGAGGGCUCGGGAGGAACUUGUACCUCACCCAGCUGGACCUGUCGGACAACAUGAUCCAUGACGAGGGGGCUACCUCCCUUGCCCAGUCUCUCUCCCUCCUCCACCUCUCCGAGCUCUCCCUCUGCCGCAACUCGAUCGCCUCCAGCGGAGCUGAGAAAAUCGCGUACGCCAUCGAGCUGGGAAAGCCCGGCAUCACGACUCUCGACCUGUCAGGGAACGCGGUUGGCUACGGAGGCUGCAGGGCCUUUGCAGACAUUCUGAGCUACAAGAACACAGUGCUGACUGCCCUCAAGCUGCGCUCCUGCUCCCUGCACUUGCAGGAGGUAGAAGGCAUCUUGCGGUAUCCUCGCUCUCUGACCAUGACCGACCUCUCCAAGAACGAGAUCGGCGACAAGGGUCUCCUCCACCUCUCUCGCGUCCUCGCCAGCAACCGAUCGAUCCAGCAUGUCGACUUGUCCUUCAACAGCAUCGGCGACGCGGGAGCCUCAGCCUUGUCCUCCGUGCUGAAGACCAACGAGAGCCUUACCGAGCUUGACGUGUCAUGGAACAACCUGCGGGAAGCAGGUCUCCACUCCCUCUGCUAG
This is a messenger RNA of Guillardia theta CCMP2712, 1053 nucleotides long. RefSeq lists its product as hypothetical. The coding region runs from base 1 to 1053 and encodes 350 amino acids. Gene Ontology annotation, molecular function: protein binding. The transcript is spliced from 2 exons. NCBI's taxonomy places the organism in Eukaryota, Cryptophyceae, Pyrenomonadales, Geminigeraceae. The record is from RefSeq and is a predicted model, not a curated record.